CUCGGGAGAUACCACAUAAGCAGGGGACCCGUUCCCGGCUCUUCAGGAGCUUGUCCAGAGAGAGAGGGGGAUAGGUCUCCUGCAGGGCUGGCUGGGUGGCGUGGGGGGUCCUCACUGGGCUCUGGGGGGUCCGUGAGCCACAGCGAGGAUGACGUCGAGAAGCUGCAGCAGCUCGCCGCGCGGAACAAGCUGGCCGUCAUUCCCUUGGUGCAGACCUUUGGCCAUGUAGAGUUCAUCCUGAAGCACGAGCGGUUCCAGCACCUGCGCGAGGUAGCGCGUUACCCCAACAGCCUGAACCCGCACGCGCCGGGCACGUGGACCUUGCUGCGGGCGCUGCUCACCCAGGUCAUGGACCGGCACCGCCAGGCCCACUGGCUACAUAUCGGUGCCGAUGAGGUUUUCCACCUGGGGGAGGGUGUGGACUCGAAGACGUGGCUGGGCCACCAUGGCAGGGAUGUGGACCACAUGUACCUGGGUCACAUCCGCGAGGUCGUGACCUUCCUGACCGGCCGGUACCCGGGCCUGCGGUUGCUGCUCUGGGAUGAUAUGCUGCGCAAGAUCCCCGCCCAAGCCAUCCGAGAAUCUGGGAUCACCCAACAUGCAGCCCCUGUGCUCUGGUUCUAUACCCCGGACUUGGACACGGAGCAGAUAGGGAAGAUCAUCACCAAGUACGCGGAGAGCGGCUUCAGCGCGGUGUGGUUUGCCAGUGCAUUCAAGGGCACCACGGGCCCUGCGCAGAUCUGGACUCCUCUCAGUCACCACCUCAAGAACCACCUGAGCUGGCUGAAAGUCAUUCAGGCUAUGGCCAAGUUCCCAACCAUCCAGUACCAGGGCAUUGUGCUGACUGGUUGGCAGAGGUAUGACCACUUCUCGGUGCUGUGUGAGCUGCUGCCUGUGGGCAUCCCCUCCCUGGCCCUCUGCCUGCAGACCCUGGUCAAUGGGGGUUUCACAGACAUAACCAAGAAAAGGAUUCUGGAGCUGCUGGGAUUUCAGAACAUCCACCUGGAACAGAGCACCUGCGAGGGCACCGGCUCCUUCCCCGGCUCGGAAAUCUACCACAUGGUGGAACAGGUGAACGUGCAGCUGAAGGAGAAAGUCCUCAAGGUCCUGGAGGAGGAGAGUGCCAUCAAGGGCUGGUUCAGUCGCUACCACCGCAGGCACCGCUUUGGCAACCCCCGAAACCUGGACAGCUUUGGCAGCAAACUGAUCAAGACCUUGGAGGAGUGGGAGAGCUUCGUGCAGGGCCUGCGGGCGGGGCUGGAGGCCGUGUUCUUCCCGGAUGCGGUGGAGGAGUGGCUGGACGAGAACGUCAACGUCCAGCUGGAGCCGCUGCGAGAGCUGGUGCACGACUACCGGGAGGUCAUCCAGCUCAACGGACGCCCCAAGACCCGCUAGCCCUCACCCCGGCCGGGCCGGGGGGCGGCCUUGUUGCCAGAGUGGGUCAGGGUCACCGGGCCCGGGCCUUGGACGUUCAGUGUUCACUUCCCAGUUGUCCCCCCGCUGUCCCCCUGGCUCGCCCACCUCCGGAGGCCUCCAGGGAGGAUGGGGGUGGGGCCUGGGCAGGGGCGGGGUCUCCCGAGCUCUCCUCCAGCCCCUCACCCCGACCCCUUAGGUUCUCAGCCCCUCUUCCUAUCUGCACUGAAGCCCCUCCUCCUGGGGCGGGGCAGACCCGAGGGUCCUGGGCCCCCCAGACUGAGCCAGGCCCCCCGGGACGGGGGGCGGGAGCAAGGGAGAGGGGGCGCCCCCCAUUCGGCGUUGAGAGGUGGGGGGAGGGUUGAAUAAACGUUCAGGAGAAGCGGACCCCCAGGGCCAGGUAGGAUGCGGGCCCGGCGGGCGUGGGCCUGGGGUGGGAGGGGAUACAGUUUGUUUUCUAGUUGUUAAAAUGCUGGUGUGAGCCCGACAUCCGGAAUUAAAACGUAUUUUCCUACGUUG
This is a messenger RNA of Tachyglossus aculeatus (Australian echidna), 1932 nucleotides long. Its product is annotated as hexosaminidase D-like. The annotation marks the transcript as partial. The transcript is spliced from 10 exons. NCBI's taxonomy places the organism in Eukaryota, Metazoa, Chordata, Mammalia, Monotremata, Tachyglossidae. Gene Ontology annotation, molecular function: hexosaminidase activity. Gene Ontology annotation, biological process: carbohydrate metabolic process. The record is from RefSeq and is a predicted model, not a curated record.